Messenger RNA from Perkinsus marinus ATCC 50983, 1452 nucleotides. RefSeq lists its product as hypothetical. The transcript has 3 exons. Lineage: Eukaryota; Perkinsozoa; Perkinsida; Perkinsidae. Bases 1 to 1452 code for a protein of 483 amino acids. The record is from RefSeq and is a predicted model, not a curated record.
AUGUCUCUAGCGACGCCUCUCUCUAUGGCGGCGCUCCGGGCGUUAUCUUCGCUAUUGGACUUCGUAAGGUCGGCAGCGACUGCUCAAGACCGUGGUCUACGGCUCAAAGUCAACUUUGUGUCUGAUAACUCCUCAUCGGUUUCCUGGAUUGGUAACCCCGAGGCGGUCCUCCGCCUCCAGUCGUCCAAGGCCUUGGAGAAGAGAGCUGUCGCCCGACUCGUCGACGCUAUUAGCCUCGAGCUUGAUGCUAUCUGCAAGGUCUGUGGCAAAGACAACUUUAGUGUCUCACAUGUCAGCGGGGAGGCCAAUGUCCUAGCUGAUAAGGAGAGUCGGCGGCUUGACCGUGUGGUCGCGGACUCAGGAGGUCGGUCAUUGGGAUCGCUAACCUCCUACUCUAAGACUGAUGGCGUCAGAGUGGCUGAGAUCGCCAACAACACUGCCAACGACGAUCUCUGCUGCAGCGUGACGGAUCUGAGCGGGCCCACCACCUCUUGUGGGUUCUGUUCCACAUUGACCGAUGACAUCAUUCAGGCGGAUGAUAUUUCAUUAGAAUCUGACUACUUCAACUCUCACCGGUCGGUUAUAUCCCUCCGAGAUUAUUGUUGCUUGGUCAAGGAAGAUACUGACUCUCCAGUUGAAGUUCUCUCGGGCUCACUUUGGGGGCGACUUACUCGCUCAGUCACAGGUUGCAGACAGCAGGCUGAUAAUGUCGCGGUGGAGGAUGCUAUCUUCAUCGUGCGUGACUCUCUUUAUGUAGCAUCGCAAGAAGCCUGCGUGAGCAACCCUGAACCACUCGUGGAGAUCCUAGCACGCGAUGCCUGGGACUUGGACGCGGUACUUCAGAUGAUCAGCCUUCUCCGAGGCGUUCUUCGGGUCCUAUGGCUCAAUCGGCGAUGCGAUGCUCAGGGUUCGACAAUCCAAGUCGAGCUUUUCCGCCUGUGGAAUGACGACGAUGUCCUUGCCGCCGCCCAUUCGGCUCAGGGGGGAGGUGAGGUCAGCCACGCCAGUAGACCAGCUGCUGCCUCACCCCUACAGCCCUGUGGUAGCGCCGCUAUCAAGGACGUCACAACUCACAGGUGUGGUCUUCCUAGUGGAGAGGUUAUCUUUCAACCGGUGAUACCGAGCACUGCUCCUCGUUUCGCUCGAAAGAUCGUCCUGUCGGCUCAUCGGUCCUGUAAGCAUGGUAACCUCCCCUUUACCGUCGGAUCUAUCAAACUCUACCAUCUGCCUUCUGCGAUACGCCUAUGUAAAGAGAUACUGGCAAACUGCUUGGCGUGCCGUAUCAUACGAGCUUCCCGCACAUGGAGUGCUCCCAGUGGUGUACUCGCCGACGAGGACGCCACAGUAGAGGAUAUGUUCAGGAGCCCGCCUUACACCUACGCCACUUGUGACGUGUUGUCUGUGGUUGGACGCAUAAAAGAAGCCGACACGACGGUGGGCAAGCAGAGGUAG